AUGACACAAAAGGGGCAGGCCUUUUUUAUUUUCAUUUUCAUGGCUACAAAAUCGUAUGUGCGUCCUUUAACUGUUGCCAACUUUUUCAUUCUCAACAGAAAGGAAAGGUCCUAGUUUGUGUGGAAACAACGCAGAAAAUCAGUCUGACAAUCUGUAACUAACAUUCAAAUGGAGUAUUAUACAGUCUCAACCAAAUAUGGUGCUCGGAUUGAACUCCAGACUGAAGUAAAAGAUAAACUCUUUAAUCUUGAUGUUGUUUUGGGAAAUAUGUUUGAAGACUGGGAUACUGAUCCUCAGCUUGUCUUGGAGAAGGAAGAAGAGUUCUACAGAGGAGCCCCACCACAAUGGCUGAACUUCUACUGUGCUGAGAGAAAUCAUACACCUUUUGUUAAGAGGGACAUAUACACAAAAAUAACAAAACUUAUACAAAAGAAAAGAAAAAUAAACUGUAGCACGUCCACUAUUAAUCUCUUUCAUCAGCCAGGCAGUGGAGGUACUACACUGGCAAUGCAAGUUCUCUGGGACUUGAGGAAAGAGCUCAGAUGUGCACGAGUAAUUGAUUCAGUAUCAGAUUCAAAAGCAAUUGCGCAACAAGUAAUACAUCUGUUUAAUGGGGUUGCUUCACAAAUCCAGAACACAGUCCUACUACUUGUGGACAGAGAGACAGACACAAAUGAGGACAUGCAAUUUAUCUCUGACUUGCAAGACAAUCUGACAAAAAAAAUAAAAGAGAGCAAUAUCAAUGCAAACAUUCCUGUGGUCAUCAUUUUAAACUGCCUUCGAAAAAAGAACAAAACAGGAAAGGAGAAACUAAUGUUGUGUACAAGCCUUUCAAAAGAAGAGCAGGACAAUUUUAAUGCUAAACUUACAGAGAUUGCUGAGAGACACGACAGACACAAGGAAUUUCAUGGUUUUAACAUAAUGCAGAGGAAUUUCAGCCAAACUUACAUUACUGAGGCCUGUGAAUAUCUCAAACCUUUAAAGAAAAAAAGGAGACCUCGCAACGCUCAAAUGCUAUCUUAUUUGGCUUUGAUUAACUCAUAUGUCCCAGGUUCAUAUCUUACUGAGACCUUGUGCCUGGAAUUUGUGGAUAAGAAAAAUCACAUUUCUGGCCGUCCCACUUUGGAAAAACAAAUGGGAGCCUUUGCAGAUCUUCUGGUGAUAUAUUCAACACGUUCUGGAGGGACCAAAUAUAAGGACAGAUGUAUACGAAUGGCACAUCCGAUGAUCGCUGACAAAUGUCUACAGUUACUAACCGACGCUGGCGUAACCUUGAGUGAUACGACUAUAAAACUCAUCUCACACUUAUGCCCUCAAACAAUUCCCCCUUACUUGGUGAAAACAAUCAAACAUCUGCUUACAAAGCGAGAAAAAUAUCUGCCAAACGAUGAGAGAGAAGAAACACUUCACAAGUUCUCCAAUCUUAUCCAAGAUAUUACGGAGAAAGAAAAAAAAUCAAUGUGUGAGGGAGUGUUCAAACAUGCAGCUAAGAAGCUUCCACAGGAUCCAUUUAUUCCACAAGCUUUUGCACGUUUUUAUUACAUCAAGCAAACAGAUUAUGCAAGAGCUGAAACCUGGGCGAAAAUUGCUAUUAAGAUGGAACCAAAUAAUUCUUUUAUCAGAGACACACUUGGACAAGUCUACAAAAACCAACUGAAGAACCACAACCUUGAAAUUCUUUCUAGAAAGAUUUUACAGAUUGGAAAGCAAGCAUUUAAAGCUUUUGAAGAAGAGGCAGAGAUCGCAGAAAAGGAACUAGACCCAAAGAUGCAAGAGGACGGUGUGACACACGUCUCUGCUGUUUUUAAUUACAGAGGGCUUUUUGGCUACAUACAGGUAGCAAACACGAUGUUCUACAAGCUAAAAAACAUUAACUCAGAAUGGUCCAAAGUGCUCAGACAGGAAACACAGUCUCCCAGUUUAAUCAGCUCUGAAAAUUGCAAAAAAUACCAAUCUCUCCUCACAAGCUUAAGGCAAAGAAUUGAAGAGAAAUGCAAUUUUUUUGAGACCUUUCUAAUAUACUCAAAGCCAAACAUUGAUAAAAAUGAACCACAGUACAUUUGGACAGACACUGCCAAGUGCUACGAAAAUUAUAUAAAAGAAGAGGAACAAUUCAGCAUGUCUUUUGAAGGUCUGCUUUCCGCUUUAAGCCACAUCACAAGUGUUUCUGACCUGGAGCAAAUCACAGAACAAUGGAGAGAGAUUUAUAUGAAUUCUCAGUUUGAUAUUGAUGCUCAAAACUACAUUCUCGCCAACAUCAUGUUGAGUCAGAAGUCUGCAAACUCUGAAAUACUCAGACCAGUGCCAGAGCUCCAGGACAUAUUACAGAAACUUUGGGGGAGAGAGAACAAAAACAGAAGCCCAGAGUUUUACCUCUUGGUCCUUUUGCUGUUUUGGCAUGAUAGUGCAAAGAAAACCAGUAACACUCCCGACCUUAAAGAGUGUGUCCAAUACAUGUGUGAUUCAUAUGAAAGAACCUAUCAGAAACACCUUCGCUCUCGCUACCUUGUUCCUCUCUUCUUCCUUGGGAGCGGUGGAGGAUUGCAGAGACUUGUUCAUUCCUCUAGGAGUAACCCUGACCACUUUUCUGAUGAAAGAAAUCAGAUUGAGAUCACCCGUCUCCUCACUGAAGAGCAUGAGAAUGCUGAAAUCGAAAGUCUUCAGCGUAUUGAAGGGGAGAUUAGAAAUCAUAAGGUGUUUGCUUUUAGAGGUGGAAACCAAAUUGAAGUUUCACCCCACAAUCAGGCCAGUGUGUACAAUAAAGACCUGGUCUCCUUCUACCUUGGCUUUACCAUCAGAGGACCUGUUGCCUACAACAUCAGAUAUGUCAAGAAAUCUGCUCAGUUUGUGGACAAACACAAGGAGAAAAUCAUUCAGCAAGUCAAGAAGGUGGAUUCUAUCAUAGAUGACCUUCGCCCACUGAUUGGCACUGAGCAAUACUCAACCAUCAUAGCAGCUUCAACAAACGAAGACAAAAUGAGACAACUAUACUCUAUUAUAUCAGCAGGAUAUGAAAUGAAGGACAAAUUUUACCAGAGCCUUUUAAAGUAUGAGAAAGAACUUAUUCACCUUUGGGAAAGAGAGUUCCAGUGAGUUGUACAGCGUGUUGUAAUGGUCUAAAAGCGAUAUUUGAUAAACUUCAAACAGUGCUGCACUGUGCUCAAGAAAUUAUUGACUCUUAAUACUUCUCUUUUUAGUCCUAAAAGACUUUAAGAUCAUAACUAUCAGUGUAUUCAAGUUAUAAGCAUGGGUUCCAAUUAUGGUACAUGGGUUCGAUAUUGUUAUAAUGCUCUUUGUAAUGAUUUACUGAGUACUUUCUUUCUAAUUCUAUGUACUAAGUAGCUCAUUUUUUAAAGAAAUUUCAGGAAUUGUAUAAAUCGAUCAGUUAAAAAUGUUUCAUAAACAAGUAAUUUGCUGUUGUAGUAAGACUGCAUUUAUUCCAAUAAAAGCAAU
Megalobrama amblycephala (Wuchang bream) is the source of this 3453-nucleotide messenger RNA. RefSeq names its product sterile alpha motif domain-containing protein 9-like. The transcript has 3 exons. The record is from RefSeq and is a predicted model, not a curated record. Gene Ontology annotation, biological process: regulation of apoptotic process. Gene Ontology annotation, cellular component: cytoplasm. The coding region runs from base 169 to 3093 and encodes 974 amino acids. Lineage: Eukaryota; Metazoa; Chordata; Actinopteri; Cypriniformes; Xenocyprididae. Gene Ontology annotation, molecular function: protein binding.